AUGGAAGGGAUCAAUAUGUUAAUUUCAGAAGUAGAGCCAAUAGCAAUCGUCGGCCUUAGCUGUCGUUUACCGGGUGGCGCGGACACACCAGAGAAACUUUGGGACCUGGUUCAUGAGGGACGACAAUGCUGGCAGGAUGUUCCAUCAGAUAGAUACAAUUGGAAAGCCUUCCAUCACCCAGACCCAGAUACAAAGGGAACGCAUAAUUCGCGUGGUGGCUUCUUUCUUGAUCAGAACCUUGCGGAAUUUGACGCAGGUUUCUUCGGCAUACCGGCCGCGGAAGCGGCCGCCAUGGAUCCGCAACAGAGAAUACUCCUCGAGGUCUCAUACGAGGCUUUCGAAAAUACUGGGAUGUCAUUAGAGAGUCUCCGAGGUUCGCGGACAGGGGUGUAUGUCGCGUUAGUGAGUCGCGACUAUGAACGCCAGACCUACAAGGAUCCAUACCAAAUCCCUAAACAUCAUCUGACCGGCUGUGGAGAUGCAACGGCUUGCGGUCGUAUUUCGUAUGUAUUUGACUUGAAGGGACCGUGUAUGAGUCUGGACACGGGGUGUUCUGGUGGAAUGGUGGCUUUGCAUUUGGCUUGCCAGGCCUUAAGACUUGGGGAGAGUGAUGCAGCAAUCGUCGGAGGAACGAACCUGUUGCUGGGUCCGGAUAUGACAAUUGCGAUGAGUGCUCUACGUAUGAUAAACGACGAAGGUCGAUGCUAUCCUUUCGACAGCCGCGGUGCCGGAUACGGCCGUGCCGAAGGUGUUGCGGCUCUGGUCCUCAAAAGGCUGAAAGAUGCCGUGAAAGAUGGUGAUAAUGUUAGAGCUAUAAUUCGUAAUUCAGGCGUCAAUCAAGACGGUAAGACGAAUGGUAUUUUGCUUCCGAGCUCCGAAGCGCAGGGACAAUUGACAGCUGCUCUUUAUCGCCAGGUUGGAAUUCACCCGCGAGAAGUUUCCUAUGUUGAAGCUCAUGGAACAGGAACACAGGCAGGUGAUGCAGCAGAGUUCAAUUCAAUCAAGCAAGUGUUUGUGGAUAUGGAGACGCAAAGAGACCAUCCGCUGUUUUUAGGAUCAAUCAAAGCCAAUCUUGGGCAUUCGGAAAGUACCAGUGGUCUUGCUGGUGUGAUAAAGACGGUUAUGGCCCUAGAGAAAUCUGUUAUCCCACCCGUUUCUGGACUAGAAAUAGUCAAACCAAGUUUAUACAAAAUGUUGGAGUCUGGUGAUAUCAUUCUUCCCAAAGAACCUCAUCAGUGGCCUCACUCAGGCCGUCGAUUGGCGUCUGUAAAUAGUUUCGGAUUUGGAGGCACGAACGCGCACGUCAUCCUAGAAUCUGCCCCUGCAUUGAGCCAUAAUAUGAAUUACGCAAAUGGAUGGGAUGAAAAGAAUGGGAAUGGCUCUUAUACAAGAAUGAGAUUCUCUGACGUAUCGGAAAAUCUAAUAAGUCCAGCAGAUGGGCUGGUGAACACGCAUGAUGAUAGUCAUGAUAGAAAUAAAGCACGAGUCGAGAAUAUUUCAUCUCCCUCGCUGGAUAAAGUUGAACCCCAGCUCUUCGUUAUAUCAGCUAAAUCCAGGACCUCAUUGGAAGGAGCCGUCCGGAAUCUCAAAAAUUGGGUCUCAAAUCAUUGCGCAACGGAUGGAACAGUACUCAAUCAGCUAGCAAAGACGCUCUCAUCUCGCCGAUCUCAAUUCAAGUGGCGUUCGAGUGUGAUCGCAUCCUCACACUUAGGUCUCCUGUCAGGCUUAGAAAAUGUCCGUACGACCAAAUGUUCGCCUAAAAACCAGGUUGUAUUUUUGUUCACCGGUCAGGGAGCCCAGUAUCCUGGAAUGGGAAGGGAGCUACUGGUUCUGCACACAAGCUUUGCCCAAUCUCUUUAUCGGUCACAGGAUAUUCUGAAAAGUCUCGGGGCUUCCUGGAGUCUGGUCGAUGAAAUCCUUUGUGAGGAGUCAAAAUCGCGAAUCAACUCGAGCGAGCUUUCCCAACCAGCAACAACCGCCAUCCAAAUUGCCCUUGUCGAUAUGAUUUUGGAGACCAAUGUCCGACCAGCGAUGGUUCUUGGGCAUUCUAGCGGCGAAGUUGCCGCUGCCUACGCUGCCGGAAUUCUGAAUCAUAAGGAUGCAUUGACAAUUUCAUAUUAUAAGGGGUUUGUAUCCGGCUGGUGCAAAGAGACAUUGCCAUCAAAAGGAGCAAUGCUGGCAGUUGGCCUUGGGGAAAAGGAAAUAAUGCGAUAUUUGCAGUCAUGCCACUCCGGCCGGUGCGUGAUAGGUUGUGUCAAUAGCCCCUCCAGUUUGACACUAUCUGGGGACGAGUUGGCAAUCAUGGAGAUACAAGAGAUGCUAGACAAAGACUCAGUUUUCAAUCGACGGCUUAAAGUUGAUAUCGCCUAUCACUCUCACCACAUGAAAGCCAUCUCAGAUAGGUUUCUACAAUGUCUGGACGGGCUAAUGGUGAAGCCACCUCAAAAUUCUGUCCGUUUCUUUUCUUCCGUAACCGGAUCAGAGGAGUUUUUACCUCUUAGUGCGAAGUACUGGGUAGAUAAUCUGAUAUCCCAGGUACGCUUUGCUCCUGCACUAGAGACGCUUACGCGCAUGCACUUUGAGUCAAGUUCAGAGAGUCUCGUUCUGCUAGAAAUCGGACCACAUGCCGCUCUGCAGGGUCCAAUCCGUCAGAUCUUGACCUCCGCAGGGCCCAGAUCAAGCAAAUGGUUAUAUAGCCCUACUUUGGUGCGAAAUAAGGAUGCCCAUGUGGCUGCCCUUGAAAUGGUGGCAAGUCUCUUCGAAAGUGGCAUAAAAAUUAAUAUUCCAGCAAACUUCUCCCGUCCAGAAAAUUAUUGUCUACAGCUCAGGCUUCCUGUGCUUUUAAACCUUCCUCCGUAUUCAUGGGACCACUCCAAUCAGUACUGGCAUGAAGGCCGCCUGAGCAAGGAGUACCGCUUCCGACAGCACGCUCCUCAUGACCUUUUGGGUCUCCGACUCACCGGGACAAGUACAAUAGAGCCGAUCUUUCGACAUAUUCUGAAUGUUGAUGAUUUUCCGUGGCUGAAAGAGCACAUCAUUGAUGGAUUUGCGCUAUAUCCCGGAUCAGCGUUUCUAUGUAUGGCGAUUGAAGCCAUGCGACAAGUCUCGAAAGACAGAGGAGAGAAAAGUGAAAUAUCUAAAUACAUUUUCCAGGAGGUAUCCUUUUCGAAAGCCUUAGUUAUCCCAGAUUCUCCCGCUAGUAUCGAGGUUUUACUCAGUUUUAAACCCUCUCAGUCAUCAUCAGAAAGGCUAGAUAUUACAUGGGAAGAAUUCAGAGUCACAUCCGUUACUGCCAACGGGAAAUGGAACGAACACUGUCGUGGGUUAAUCCGCGCUGACUACCGCUCGAACCUACUGAGGGAUGUUGUUGGAGGAGCUGUGGGCCUAGAUUUUAAACCGUCACUUGCAAGGGAACGAUUGCAGGCCAUGAGCCAAGACUGCUCGGAGAGUGUUACUACUGAAGCUAUCUAUGAUGAGAUGCGUCGCAACGGGAUCGACUACGGUGAUGCAUUUGCUAUCAUUCAAGACCUCCAGCUCGGAGACCACCAGGCGUUUGGCAAGGUCAAAGUUCCCGAGAUUGGAGCUUUGACACCGUCCCAGUACAUGCAGCCACACAUUAUACACCCAGCUGUUUUUGAUGCUUUUAUGCACAUUGCGCUACCCCUUUACCACCGACAUUGCAGCCAAGGUCCUGUUAUGCUGGUGUCUAUUGCAGAGGUCUCAAUAUCGGCGGACAUUUUAAACAAACCCGGGGAUGAUCUACUCGUAGCAUGUCGGUUGACUGAAGCGGGACGGAGGCAAGGGUCUGUCGAGGUAUCAAUCUUGCAAGAAGACUUACAGGGAAACCUGAAAGAAGUUGGGCAUCUCUUGCAGGAAAACUUUUGCGCUAUCGGAGAAGGCGAAUCCGCGGAGAAUGCGCCAUCAUCUAGGUCAUCAUCGGCCGGAUUCCCUCCACCCUGCUACCACUUAGAAUGGGUUCCAGCAUCUUGGGUCCCGAAAGUACAUCAAAAGGACCAUGUAAUGACCAUGAAAAGAGUCAGUGUAUUCUGUUUCUCCGAUAACGCAAUUGCGGAGUCCUUGGCGAAGAGAGUUUCGUCUCGCCUUGGGGUCAGAUGGGACGGUCGCAGUUGUGCUGUUGUCCCACAAACUCCAGACUCAAUGGAUCCAGAAAAUAUUCAUAUUAUAUUCAUUGAUGAGAAUAGUUCAAUGUCAACACUAAAGGAGUUAUUUGUGGCUCUCUCCAACCUCAAGUCAGUUCUGUGGGUUAAUAUUGCAACCCCCAAGAGUCCUAGUGUUGGAAGAUACGUAUAUGCCCUCGCACGAAGUGUACAACAAGAAGUGGAAGGCUAUAAUGGUGUUGUGCUAGACUAUCAUCUAGACGCAUCCUUAGAAGAGGAGCUUCAAUUAUCUGACGUAGUGUUGCAAGUUCUGCUCAGAUGUUUUGUGGACGCUAUUGAUCCGGAGAAUCCCAUUGAUCGUGAAUAUGUCUAUUGGAAGGGCGAUCUGCUUGUUUCCCGACUAGUACUACACAAUUCAUCCAACGAGUGGCUAGAUGCUAAAGUCAAUGGCAAAAAUGUCGAGAAGAUCGCUGCUUUUCAUGCGGAUGACAACGGGAUCAAGUUAGACUUCAAGACGCCGGGAUUGCUUGAUAGUGGAUUGUUUGUCCCAAUAGAAAAUAGCGCAUCAGACUUGGACGCCGAUGAAGUUCUAGUGAGAAUAUACGCGCACGCGGUAAACCAAACGGAUGUUCUGAUUGCAUUGGGACGUGGUCAAUCUUCGGAUUUGAUGGUAGGCGAGUUUUCCGGCGAGAUUCUAGCAGUUGGAUCCCUCUCAUGGGAUAUUUACAAGCCUGGAGACAGAGUCUGUGGAUGGGGAGCCCUACCUUAUGCUAAUAUUGCGCGAGUCCAAUGUCAUCGCGUACAUCGCGUCGGUGGGUCUAUCUCAUUUGUGGAAGCUGCAUCAAUCCCCCUGGCAUUUCAGACAGCUGCUCAUGCCUUAAUGAACAUUGCACAACUUGGACCAUCCCAGAAAAUUCUCAUUCACGGCGCUGCAGGUGCGAUUGGCCAAGCUGCUGUUUCUAUCGCUCAGUAUUUAGGGGCAGAAGUCUACGCCACGGUAGGUUCUAGCGAGAAACAGCAGCUUUUAAUGGAGGAUAAGAAUAUUCCAGGAGCAAGAAUCUUCUCAAGUAUGUCAAACACGUUUUCAGACGCUAUUCUGAGCCAGACAGCCGGAAGAGGAGUGGACGUAGUUCUCAACUGUUCGUCUGGAGACUUGAAUAUGGAGAGCAUCUCGUGCAUCGCCGAUUUUGGAUACUUGAUCGAUAUUACGAAAUCACGGAAACCAUUGAUAUUCAAUAGCCGCGCAAGAAAGAACAUUACUGUUUCAUCUGUUGAUAUGGAGCUGUUAGCAAAGCGACGGCCCACCCAAGUCCAGCAGAUGUUCGCAAAAGUGAUGGCGUUAUAUGAGGGGGGAAGGUUGACGCCAAUCACACCUAUAACAACGAAGUCAAUCACGGAUUUUGCCAACGCAUUUAGACACGUUCAAGGCCAGCACCAUUAUGGAAAAACUGUACUCAAGUGUGAUAAAGAGGUCUCCGUCAAGCAAAUGGCCCGUAAAUCGAGUCCUUUGCGUCUGUCGGCAGAUGGGGUUUAUAUUGUCCUGGGAGGAGAUGAGACUCUUAAUCAUUCUCUCUGCAUGUUCCUUAAAGACCAUGGAGCCAUAAGUAUUGUGAGUGUUAUGUUCUUUGGGAAUGCUAUACAAGCAGACUCCAAUGACUGGUCUGCAUUCGAGAGAAUUCGAUUGGAUAUAGGCAAUGAGACUGGGGUGCCGAUCGUCUUGUCUUCCAGACUGGGAUUGGAUAGGGUGUCCGUGAUGGGGGUUUUGUUUGUUGAAGAAAUUUUCAAGGCAAGUAAAAGUUUCAUACCUAUAAUUCUCGAGUACUGUAUAAGACGGGACGCACGACAGGACAGCUCCAGUGAUUUGUUCGUCGGCUUGAAAAAAAUCACUCGUCACGUCAAGAAUCCCGUUUUCAGCGCUCUCAACGACAAAAAUGCCGAUGGCGAGUCUCGAGACACAAAAUUGAGUCCGACCAGUAUUAGUCAGCGGCUCGCAGACAUAGAGACCCUGGAUGAUUUGCACACGAUGGUGAUGGCGGCUCUGGUCGAACAACUGGCUUCACUCCUGGCCUUGGACCCCGAUGACAUCCAAGUGAGAGGAGCCGCGAUAGACAUUGGAUUAGAUUCCAUCCUAGCGAUCGAAUUUAAAAAGUGGGUGGUGAGAACGAUACAAGCACCGAUUCAGACGUCGGAAAUCUUGGACGCACCGACUCUUACACAGCUGACCCAGCUCAUUGUGCAAAGGUCAAAGCUAUGCCAGAGUUUAUUACUGCCGAGAUCGAGGAGUGAGGAUUUUGGUCGUCAUUAUGAGGCUACGGCUACUCCUAGUCCUAACGGACACCCCUUAUUAAUUCCCGUCAGUUGUUCCACUGACACUAACGAGAAUGAAAAGGGGUUGACUACUGAUUUACUCCCUGCACUCCCUAUUCCCGAUCUCAAAGUCAUUAUUGAAAGACAUCUUUCAUAUAUGCGCGCAUUUGCGACGGACGAGGAAUUUAGAAACACCUUGGAAAUAGCCGCAGAGUUUCAGGCCACAGGCAGUAUUGGAAAAAGACUUUAUGACCGCCUGCAGGCGAUCAAACGAGCAGACCCGGAUAAUUGGUAUCACGAUCUAUACUUGAGAAAUCAGUAUCUCGCACGCAAAGGUGGGUUGGCACCGUAUAUGAGCUUUUUCUUCACGCAUCCAACAGCUCCAAUGCCGGGUUCGCAGGCCGCGCGUGCAGCUAUCGUCGUAUCAGCUGUGAUUGAGCACAAGUAUCAGUUAGACAGGAAACAAGUCAAGACUCGAUAUAUGAAUGAACAGCCGCUAUGUAUGGAUCUCUCCAGGUACUUAUUCAAUGCUUGCCGUGAACCCAAAGCUGGCUUAGACGUCAUGCAUCAAUAUUCCAGGAACGACUACUUUAUAGUUCUGAGGCGUGGGCAUGUAUUCAAAAUUGACUUCCAGGAACUUGAUAAUUUUACGCAACGAGAGCGGUUAGAGUCUAUUUUUGAGACUAUUCUUGAUGCUAGCCUCGGAAAUGUGGACUGGUUGGGACUGCUUACUGCAGAUGACCGUAGAUCAUGGGCAAAGAACCGCGAGGCAUUUGUGAAUUUCAGUGAGGCAAAUGCGGCCUAUAUUCGAACUAUCGAGGAAUCCGCAUUUCUGGUUUGCCUGGACGAUGGCAGCCCAGAAACGGCAGAAGAGCGAGGCCGCCAUUUCCAUUUCGGAGACGGAUCCAAUCGAUGGAAUGACAAACCAAUUGAAUAUGUAAUCACUGCCAAUGGGGUUUCAGGCAUUGUAGGUGACCAUACCGGACUGGAUGCGGGAACAAUCCUCGACCUGAAUCAGAAGAUUUCGGAACAAAUCCGCUGUUACCAGUCACCGGAACCAUCUCAGAGAAGCUUUGCUAGGAUCCCUGUGAUUCUGAAAAAGAUUACAUACACCGAAGUCCCAUCGAAUAUCGCAGCCAACAUCGAAAAGGUGCGGUCCGAUUAUCAGAAGGCCAUCGCUCUGCGAGAACAUCGAUAUCCGCCUUCCCUUCCUUAUGGAGCUUUAUUUAUGAAGACACACAAGAUCCCAGCGAAUAGCGGGGCUCAGCUUCUCAUCCAGCUCGCUGCUCGAUACUACUUCGGGUAUAUCAAUCCAUGUUGGGAGACAGUCCUGCAAUCCAAUUUUCAGAAGGGCCGCGUGGAGCUCAACCAGGUGGUGACGACGCAAGUAGCUGCGUUCAUAAAUGCGGCCGCCGAUGAUUCCAUCACCUUGUCCACUUGCAAGAGAUUAUUCAUUGAGGCUGCGCGCACUCACUCGAGUGCCGUUUUGAGUUGCACAAGGGGUAAUGGUUCAGACAGGCUUUUGUCAAUACUUAAAGAAAUCCUUGAAGAAGGCGAGGAGGUCCCUAGACUUUUUCAAGAUCCAGUGUAUCAGCGGUCUCGGCCAAGAAAGUUUUGUAGUAAUUGCUUUACGUCUGGCAUGGCAGAGGAUGGGUGUUGCCUGCGUGAUGAGACUGGGAUUUGGGUACAUCAUGAGGUCCAACCUGAACAAGUCAAAUUUUCGAUUGUUGGACCUACCGGAAAGACCUCUGAGUUCUACAAGAGCUUGGUUAAGGCUGGAGAAAGGGUGAAAGAAAUACUAAAUGCAUAG
Talaromyces amestolkiae is the source of this 8235-nucleotide messenger RNA. RefSeq lists its product as uncharacterized. Gene Ontology annotation, molecular function: oxidoreductase activity; phosphopantetheine binding; fatty acid synthase activity. Lineage: Eukaryota; Fungi; Ascomycota; Eurotiomycetes; Eurotiales; Trichocomaceae. The transcript is spliced from 7 exons. The record is from RefSeq and is a predicted model, not a curated record. Gene Ontology annotation, biological process: fatty acid biosynthetic process; secondary metabolite biosynthetic process. The coding region runs from base 1 to 8235 and encodes 2744 amino acids.